Molecule: messenger RNA, 1427 nt
Organism: Cladocopium goreaui
Lineage: Eukaryota; Dinophyceae; Suessiales; Symbiodiniaceae
Source: the annotation of a GenBank genome assembly
GCGACUUUGCUCGGCCAUGGGUGGCUCAGCAGAGAGCGAGGAGAACGACAGUCUUCAUGAUGAUUUGGAUGACUUUCCUCUUCCUGAGGGUGUUGAUGACUUAGAGGAUCUUGACAACUCUGAGGCUGAAGCGGAGGCUCCUGACGACCCUGACGACCCUGACGACCCUGAAGAUCCUGAUGCGGAUGAGGCCCAUGAAGCUAGUGAAGGCUCCGCUCCCAAGAAGGACAUUGAGAUUCCAGAGCAUCCAACACGCACAGGGGUCAAAUGUGCCGAGUAUUUCGCCCGAGGUUUGCCACGUGAGGGGCUUGAACCCAUCUCGGUGAUGCCAGGUCGUUCGCACGCGGUCGCGCGGGAUAUCGUGAAAAUCGUGCAGGACUUCAAGGAGCAGCUCAGAGGAGUCCAGCUGAAAGUGGGUACUUUUCCCAAAUUCCGAGAGAUGUACCGCAAGUGGGGCGCGUCUGUGCUGGUGGAGAAAGGCAAUCGUGAAGAGCCACGAGAUGUUUUCCAGUUUGUUUGCGGGAUGUGCUGGCAGUACUUCAUAGAACUUGAAGACAUGGCUUCCAAAGUCGGAGUCGUGUUCCUAGUUUAUUUGUUGUUCCACACUCAAUAUCACAGCCGCUAUGCGAUACCUGUCACAAUUGACCUGCUACAGCAGCUCACAGUCUUGCGGGACCAGUGUGUUGCACAAGAGAUCUUUCUGGAACUUCCGGCAGUUCUUCGAGAAAUGGCGCAGAAAGACUUGUUUUCAGUGGGACUUCGUGCCACCUGUCGCAGCCUCUGGUUUGACCGGCACGGCCACUUGAUCGAACGCCAGGUGAGUAAAGCCAAGAGCGCACAAUCCACCUUGGUGACCAUCCAAAGGCCACCUGAUCUCACAAACUUGCAAAAAAAGGUGGCUGAAUAUGAAGAGAUGAAUGAGAAGGCUGAGGUGAUCCCAAAGUCGGAUCCCAGCAGCAGUGACCAGGUGAACUUCAUCGCGGCUGCCACCCAGCGAUAUGUGAACUCCGUGGACCCUGGAGAAUUGCCAGAAGGCGGUGCUGUUCCCGUGAUUGAGAUAGAUGAGAACGAGAAUGCCAAGAAAAAGAACAGACGGAUCAAAUUUGCACGACGGCGGGUGGUCGAGGACCCCGAGGAUAAUGAUGUCGACGAGACUCCGGCCUGCCAAAUCAUCAUGGCGCAGCGGAAAGAGGUGGUAGCUGGCAAGCCGAUGGACGUUUGGCGCCGGACCUAUGCCACGCCGAAUCCGCUGGUGCAGCGCCUGGGCCUUGAGGCGGCGGUGAACGGCGGCACGACGAAGCGCCUGCUGGCCACGGUGGAGCAGACCAUUGCACAGGCGGAGACCAUUGCACAGGCGGAGACCCUGGCUGACGCCGCUGGGUAGAUCUUGAUGGUCACGGCCUCGCACGCGCACGUGAGCCAAAAAA